Molecule: messenger RNA, 1527 nt
Organism: Zophobas morio
Lineage: Eukaryota; Metazoa; Arthropoda; Insecta; Coleoptera; Tenebrionidae
Product: lipase 3-like
Exons: 4
Coding region: 232-1467 (411 amino acids)
Biological process (GO): lipid metabolic process
Molecular function (GO): hydrolase activity, acting on ester bonds
Source: RefSeq, a predicted model, not a curated record
CCUUGCAUCAUCGAUUUUUAAUAACACCGAUAAGCGCAAGCUCCGGUUUGACUCAUUUAUUUAUUAUUCCCUCGUUAAUAAAAUCCCGCAUGCGAAUUAAACACAAGAGCACCCACAAAAACCUCAUUAGCGAUUCUAAUUUCGAAACCCAGACCGUAACACUUCUCCUCCGAUAAUCUACGUAAAACCGUUUUUCGGCACCGAAGUUAGGUUAUCCGAGAGCCGGCUGCGAUGCACUUCCUCCUCGUUGUGCUGCUUCUGCCGGCCAUCAAGUGCGAAAUUAUUCCGUCGAAUUCCACUUGUUCUAUAGAGUCGUUGGAAAAGUGCCCCUACAACCCCGACGCCGACUUGACCACGCCCCAAAUCGCCAGACGCCACGGCUACCCAGCCGAGACCCAUUUCGUGACGACCGACGAUGGGUACAUUCUUGGGAUACAUCGCAUCCCGGGGCCUAAAACGGGGGUGAAAGGGGGACAGCCCGUGUUUUUGCAACAUGGCCUCCUUUCGAGCAGCGCCGACUGGGUCACCGAGGGCAACAACUCGCUAGCGUUCUUGUUGGCGGACGCCGGCUAUGACGUCUGGAUGGGUAACGCCCGCGGCAACACGUACUCCAAAGCCCACGUCAAUCUGUCCGUCAAUAGUGCACAGUUCUGGAACUUCAGUUGGCACGAAAUGGGGAUUCAUGAUUUACCGGCGGCCCUUUACUACGUUAGUAACACGACGAAUAAACCCGGCGAAAUUAUCUACAUUGGGCAUUCCAUGGGUACCACUAUGUUUUUCGUUUGUUCGUCUAUUAAGCCACAGGUUGUUAAAAACGUCAAGGUGAUGGUAGCGCUGGCACCGGUGGCGUACAUGACCCAUGUGAAGUCGCCCAUUAGGUAUCUAUCGCCUUUUGUCAACGACAUUGAAUGGUUGGCGAAGUAUCUAGGUGUGAAUCAGUUCCUACCCAAUAAUAAAAUUAUGAAGUUUUUGUCGUAUGACUGUGAUUUGUUGAAGAUCGACGAAACUAUAUGUAAGGACGUUAUUUUUUCGCUGUUCGGUUUCGACAAAGACGAAUUUAAUAUGGCGCUUUUGCCGACCGUUUUGAACCAUGAUCCGGCGGGAACUUCCACGAAGACGGUUUUGCACUUUGCGCAGGAGAUUAAAAAUGAGGGGAAAUUCCAACAGUAUGACUACGGUCCCGAGGGAAAUAUGGUCAAAUACGGAAGGUUGACACCGCCUGAGUACAAGCUACUUAACAUCAAAGCGAAGAUUUACAUUAUAUAUGCGCAAAAUGAUUGGCUGGCUAGUUAUAUUGACGUCAUUCGGCUGUCACACAACCUAACUAACAACAUCGGGGUGUAUAAAGUGCCCCUUGAUGCUUUCAACCACGUGGACUUCCUUUUUGGCAAACACGCCGCCCAACUAGUCUAUGCGCCACUUAUGAAAGUUAUCCAGAAUUAUACUGACGAAGUGGAUGAUCUUUAAUUUAAAACUAUACUGUCAGUUAUGUUUUACUUACAAUAAAUAAUAAAUUAUAAAGAAUAA